UGGAGGACGCCAGCUGGCGGCGCGGGGCCCGGGCGCUGUGAAGAGGGCUUGGGGGCUGUGCCGAGGGCGCCGGGCCCGGACCGGGAGCCGUCUUCCGCCGGCGCUGCAACAUGGGCGGCAAGAACAAGAAGCACAAGGCGCCGGGCGCCGCGGCGGUGCGGGCCGCCGUGUCUGCCUCGAGAGCCAAGGCCGCCGAGGCCGGCCCCGCCGCCGAGGCCCAGACCAAGAAGCCAGUGGCCCGGCCGCCCGCCGCCGCCGGUCCCCGGGAGCCCCGCGUCAGGCCAGGUCCGAAAAUUUAUAGUUUUAAUUCUGCAAAUGAUUCUGGUGGUCCUGCAAAUCUGGAUAAAUCUAUUUUGAAAGUGGUGAUUAAUAACAAACUAGAACAAAGAAUUAUUGGAGUGAUCAAUGAGCAUAAAAAGCAAAAUAAUGGCAAGGGGAUGAUUUCUGGAAGACUUACUGCCAAAAAAUUACAGGAUUUAUACAUGGCUCUGCAGGCGUUUUCCUUUAAGACCAAGGACAUUGAGGAUGCCAUGACCAACACCCUGCUACACGGAGGGGAUCUUCACUCGGCCCUGGACUGGCUCUGCCUAAACCUUCCCGACGAUGCACUUCCUGAGGGAUUCAGUCAGGAAUUUGAAGAGCAACAACCUAAAAGUAGGCCCAAGUUCCAGGCUCCUCCAGUGCCAGCCACUGUUUCACCUCCAGUGCAGCCUAAAACCAAAAGACAGGAAGAGGAGCCUAAGGUUAAGUCAAAAAAGGAAGAAAAGAAUUUGGAAGUGAAUAUGAAAGAAUGGAUUUUGCGGUAUGCUGAACAACAAAAUGAAGAAGAAAAGAGUGAAAAUUCUAAAAGUUUGGAAGAAGAGGAAAAAUUUGACCCUAAUGAACGGUACUUACACCUGGCAGCAAAACUUCUGGAUGCGAAGGAGCGAGCAGCUGCCUGUAAACUGGAAAAAAACAAGCAAGGGCAAAAGGAAGCUCAAGAAAAAAUAAGGAAAUUCCAAAGAGAAAUGGAAACUCUAGAAGACCAUCCAGUAUUCAAUCCAGCCAUAAAGAUUUCACCUCAACAGAAUGAGAGGAAAAAGCCUCCUGCCGCCACAGAAGGGGAAAGUGCUUUGAACUUGAAUUUACUUGAAAAAUCUGCAGCUGCCACUGAAGAGGAGAAAGAGAAAAAGAAAGAAGCUCACGAUGUAAGAAAUUUUGACUACACUGCUCGGAGCUGGACAGGAAAGUCGCCCAAACAGUUCCUCAUCGACUGGGUCCGGAAGAAUCUGCCCAAGAGUCCAAACCCUGCCUUUGAGAAAGUUCCCGUCGGUCGGUACUGGAAAUGCAGGGUGCGGGUGAUCCGGUCUGAAGACGAUGUGCUGGUGGUGUGCCCUACGAUCCUGACGGAGGACGGCAUGCAAGCGCAGCACCUGGGGGCCACCUUGGCUCUUUACCGCCUGGUGAAAGGGCAGUCCGUUCACCAGCUACUUCCUCCGACCUACCGCGCGGUGUGGCUGGAGUGGAGUGAUGCCGAAAAGAAAAAGGAAGAAUUAAAUAAAAUGGAGACCAACAAGCCCCGGGACCUUUUUAUCGCCAAACUUCUGAAUAAAGUGAAGCAGCAGCUGCAGCUACAGCAGCAGCAGCAGCAUUCUGGGGACAAGAGAGAGAGCUCGGAAGACCCUGAGGAAUCCUGGGAAGAUCUGGUUUCUGAGGAGGAUUUUUCUGCCCUGUCCUUGGAGUCAGGAAAGGCAGAGGGUUUGGAGCCUGUUCGGAGCCUCUUCAGAAAGCUGCAGAGCACCCCCAAGUACCAGCGCCUCCUGCGGGAGAGGCAGCAGCUGCCCGUGUUCAGGCACAGGAGUGCGAUCGUGGAAGCCCUGAAGAGGCACCGCGUGGUGGUGGUGGCGGGGGAAACGGGGAGCGGGAAGAGCACGCAGGUGCCGCACUUCCUUCUGGAGGACUUGCUUCUCAACGAGCCGGGGACGAGGAAGUGCAACAUCGUCUGCACCCAGCCCCGCAGAAUCUCGGCCGUGAGCUUGGCCACGAGAGUGUGUGACGAAUUGGGCUGCGACAGCGGACCUGGAGGAAGGCUCUCCUUGUGUGGCUAUCAGAUCCGGAUGGAGUCUCGGGCCGGCGAGUCGACCCGGCUGCUCUAUUGUACCACAGGGGUUUUGCUCAGGAAACUUCAAGAUGAUGGUCUCCUAACCAAUGUGUCUCACGUGAUUGUAGAUGAGGUUCAUGAAAGAAGCGUCCAGUCCGACUUCUUACUGGUUAUCCUGAAGGAGAUUUUACAGAAGCGCUCUGAUCUGCACUUGAUCCUCAUGAGCGCCACCGUCGACAGCGAGAAGUUCUCCACCUACUUCACACACUGCCCCAUCCUCAGGAUCUCGGGGCGAAGCUAUCCCGUGGAGGUUUUUCAUCUUGAAGAUAUAAUAGAAGAAACAGGCUUUGUACUGGAGAAAGACUCAGAAUAUUGUCAGAAAUUCCUGGAGGAGGAAGAAGAAAUAACCAUUAAUGUUACAAGCAAAGCAGGGGAAAUAAAAAAAUACCAGGAAUACAUCCCAGUGCAGACGGGAGCAGGUCCUGGCUUAAAUCCCUUUUACCAGAAGUACAGCAGCCGCACGCAGCACGCUCUGCUCUACAUGAACCCUCACAAGAUCAACCUGGACCUCAUCUUGGAGCUUCUUGCGUAUUUAGACAGAAGUCCCCAGUUCAGGACCAUGGAAGGAGCGGUGCUGAUCUUCUUGCCUGGCCUCGCCCACAUUCAGCAGCUGUACGACCUGCUGUCGGCGGACAGGAGGUUUUCCUCUGCACGCUAUAAAGUGAUAGCUCUGCACUCCAUUCUCUCCACCCACGACCAGGCCGCAGCCUUCACACUCCCCCCUCCGGGAGUCAGGAAGAUUGUUUUAGCAACAAAUAUUGCAGAGACAGGCAUCACUAUUCCAGAUGUUGUAUUUGUCAUUGACACUGGAAGGACAAAAGAAAAUAAGUACCACGAGAGCAGCCAGAUGAGCUCUCUGGUGGAGACCUUUGUCAGUAAGGCGAGCGCUCUGCAGCGCCAGGGCAGAGCCGGGCGGGUGCGCGACGGGUUCUGCUUCCGGAUGUACACGCGAGAGAGAUUUGAAGGCUUUAUGGAGUAUUCCGUCCCUGAAAUCCUCCGUGUGCCUCUGGAGGAACUAUGUCUUCAUAUUAUGAAAUGCAAUCUGGGUUCCCCUGAAGAUUUCCUCUCCAAGGCCUUAGACCCUCCUCAGCUCCAAGUCAUCAGCAACGCAAUGAAUUUGCUCCGAAAAAUUGGGGCUUGUGAACUGACGGAGCCUAAACUGACUCCCUUGGGCCAGCACCUCGCAGCUCUGCCCGUGAACGUCAAGAUCGGCAAGAUGCUCAUCUUUGGCGCCAUAUUCGGCUGCCUGGACCCCGCGGCCACGCUAGCCGCAGUCAUGACCGAGAAGUCUCCCUUCACCACGCCCAUCGGCAGGAAAGAUGAAGCGGACCUUGCGAAGUCAGCGUUGGCGACGGCCGAUUCCGACCACCUGACCAUCUACAAUGCGUAUCUAGGGUGGAAGAAGGCGCAGCAGGAAGGCGGCCCUCGCUCUGAAGUGGCUUAUUGCCGGAGGAACUUUCUCAGCAGAACGUCCCUGCUCACCCUGGAGGACGUGAAGCAGGAGCUGAUCAAGCUGGUGAAGGCAGCAGGGUUUUCGGCGUCCACAGCCUCUAACGGCUGGGAAGGAAGCAAGGCCACCCAGACCCUGUCCUUCCCAGAAGUCGCCCUCCUGAAGGCCGUGCUGGCCGCGGGGCUCUCGGACAGCGUGGGCAAGAUCCUCUGCACCAAGUCCGUGGACGUCACCGAGAAGCUGGCCUGCGUGGUGGAGACGGCCCAGGGCAAGGCGCAGGUGCACCCGUCCUCCGUGAACCGGGACCUGCAGACCUACGGGUGGCUCCUAUACCAGGAGAAGGUCAGGUAUGCCCGCGUGUACCUGAGGGAGACCACGCUGAUCAGCCCCUUCCCCGUGCUGCUGUUCGGGGGCGACAUCGAGGUGCAGCACCGCGAGCGGCUCCUCUCCGUGGACGGCUGGAUCCACUUCCAGGCCCCUGUAAAGAUAGCUGUCAUUUUCAAGCAGCUGAGAGUUCUCAUUGAUUCAGUUCUAAGAAAAAAGCUGGAAAAUCCUAAGAUGUCCCUUGAAAAUGACAAGAUUCUACAGAUCAUUACGGAAUUGAUAAAAACAGAGAAUAAUUGAAACGGAGGUUCAUGGUUAACUUCUUUAAAUGUCAGAUGAAGACGCAGUCGUGAAGUGAUGUGAACACGGAUCGUCCCGUGAGGUCUUCAGGACGUAGACCGCGGUGCUCGCCACGACAGAGGUGGCGGGAGAAGCACAGCCUUUAACGCGUAAUUUUCUAGUUCCUUUUUCAUGACAGUUCUUCCCGGUGUAUUUGCCACGACACUUACAAUAAACCCUUUGGUGCCA
Messenger RNA from Eptesicus fuscus (big brown bat), 4442 nucleotides. It is a transcript of the gene DHX29, whose product is annotated as DExH-box helicase 29. Gene Ontology annotation, cellular component: intracellular anatomical structure. Gene Ontology annotation, molecular function: RNA helicase activity; RNA binding; ATP binding. The coding region runs from base 111 to 4214 and encodes 1367 amino acids. Gene Ontology annotation, biological process: translational initiation. The transcript is spliced from 27 exons. Lineage: Eukaryota; Metazoa; Chordata; Mammalia; Chiroptera; Vespertilionidae. The record is from RefSeq and is a predicted model, not a curated record.